GAUGAUUCCAUAUAUUGUGGAGAAUGAGUGGAUAAUAUACGGGGGAGCCGUUUUAAGCGGGGUAUCUGGUGGGUGUCUGUGGCCAGCCCAGGGACAGUACAUGAUAGAAAACUCCUCACCUCUAACUACGGCCAGAAAUGUGGGCAUUUUCUGGACAAUAUUUAGGUCUUCGAGUCUGUACGGUAACCUGUUUGUCUAUUAUAAGUUCAACGGAAAGCAGCAUAUUGACCAGUCUACAAGACGGACAGUGCUGUACUUCUUGGUGGGAAUAAACAUAAUGUCAGUAGCAUCACUCAUGGCUCUUCCUAAAUCUUCCAGUGACUGUAAAACAGAGGGCUACAGUCCUACAAAAACAGUGAAGAAGUUUUGGGCUAUCCUUAACUCACGCAAGAUGCUUUGGCUUAUAUUCACAUUCAUCUAUACAGGUUUGCAACAAGCAUUUGGAGAAGGAAUAUAUAGUCCGAGUAUUGGAUUCACUUUGGCAUUUGGGAAUUACGGCAAGGAGUUGGUGGCACUUAGUGGCAUCGUAAUGAGUAUCGGCAGUCUAAUUGGUGGAUUGUGCCCCAUUGUGUUCUCCAAAUGCAUCAGAAGACACAGAUAUGCUCGGAGAUCAAUAGUCCUGAUCGGCUGCUCGGGCCAGCUGUUGGCUUAUCUUAUCACAUUCAUCAACCUACCAGACACUGCGGUGUUUGGCGACACUGAUCAACUGAGUCUCAUAACUCCGAGUGUAACGCUGGCCAUGAUAGGAAGUCUACUUCUGACCUUUGGUGAUUCUUGUUUAAACACUCAAAUCUUCUCCAUCAUUGCCGAACUAUUUCGAGAGAGUAGCGCCGAGGCAUGUGCCUUUUACAAGGUCAUCAAGGCUUCCGCCAUUGCUACCAGUUUCUACGGAUGUAGCCACAUCGGACUGCACGUUCAAGCAGCGAUCCUGUCAACGAUGGCUCUCGUUGGCGUUUUCUUUUUCUUCGUUGCCGACAGCGACAUCGCUGCAGCUACUAACGAAAUCAAGACAGUUCCUCAAGACAUAGAAACAAGUCAAAACAAGAAAAUAUGAAUGUUUUCUUCCAACAUGGUUCAUAAUUGUCCAAUUUUAUGGUUUCAAGUCUGUUUGUAUUUCCAGCUUCACGGACGUUUUAUACUUAUUUCGUAAUAAAAUGACAUCAAAAACAA
Molecule: messenger RNA, 1170 nt
Organism: Homalodisca vitripennis (glassy-winged sharpshooter)
Lineage: Eukaryota; Metazoa; Arthropoda; Insecta; Hemiptera; Cicadellidae
Product: UNC93-like protein MFSD11
Exons: 6
Coding region: 2-1054 (350 amino acids)
Source: RefSeq, a predicted model, not a curated record